Molecule: messenger RNA, 2383 nt
Organism: Camelus dromedarius (Arabian camel)
Lineage: Eukaryota; Metazoa; Chordata; Mammalia; Artiodactyla; Camelidae
Gene: EME1
Product: essential meiotic structure-specific endonuclease 1
Exons: 9
Coding region: 72-1805 (577 amino acids)
Biological process (GO): mitotic intra-S DNA damage checkpoint signaling; replication fork processing; resolution of meiotic recombination intermediates
Cellular component (GO): nucleus; Holliday junction resolvase complex
Molecular function (GO): crossover junction DNA endonuclease activity; DNA binding
Source: RefSeq, a predicted model, not a curated record
UUCCGGGUCCUACGUGGCGGUUGAAAGAGUGGCGCGAGAAGUUGCUGGGAAUUAAUCGGAUAGCAUUUUUGAUGGCUCUAAAGAAGUCAUCACUCUCACUGGAUUCCAGUGAGAGUGACUCUGAGGAGUUGCCAACAUUUGCCUUCCUGAAGAAGGAACCAUCUUCAGCAAAGAGGAGGGAGCCUCAGAAAGAGGAGGAGAUUGUAGUGGUUGACAUCUCAGAUUCUGAGGCCUCCUGUCCUCCAUCACCAAAAUGGAAAGAUCCACCACCUGUCCCAGACACAGCUCAAACUGUCUCACAAACAGAGCCAGUUAGGGUGCUAAGCAGUGGAAGUGACGAUGAGGAGGAAUUUAUUCCCCUGGCUGAGAGACUUACUUGUAGAUUUUUGACCCACAAGCAGCUGAGCCCUGAGGACUCCAGCUCCCCAGCUAAAAGUGUUUUGGCUCAUCAGACUAAUGAAGGAGCAUCAUGUGACUGGCAAAACCAGCCCUUUCCAAGGAUCACUUAUAUUCCCCCCCAUGACACCUUAGCAAGGCGUGCAUCCAAGUGCAAGGACCCUAUGUUAGACCAUCCAUGCCAUCGGCUUCCAGCCUGCCCAACUACCUGCUGUGUCCAGAGCAACAGCUUGACAGUAGCCCAAACAAAUGAAGAGGUACCCCCGCCUCAGAAGAGAACCAAGCAUAAUCAGAAGGUCCAGAAGAGAGACUCCCAGAGAUGCCAGCAGCGGGGACUAGCAAGCCAGAAGGAAAGCACCCUGAGGCAACAGGAAGGGAAGAAGAAGGCAGCCCUGGUCAACAGGCUGAAAGCUCAGAGGCCAGAGGAAUGCUUAAAGCACAUCGUUGUGCUGCUGGAUCCAGUGCUCUUACAGAUGGAAGGUGGGGGCCAGCUCCUCGGUGCACUGCAGUCCAUGGAGUGCUCCUGUGUGAUUGAGGCGCAGGCCGUGCCUCGCAGCAUCUCCUGGAGGAGAAGGGCUGGGCCCGCUGAGGAUGGAGAGGACUGGGUGGAGGAGCCAAUGAUCCUGGUGUUGCUCUUGGCAGAGGCAUUUGUACCUAUGAUCUACAAUUUCAAACAGAGAACUCUGGGCAGCACCGAGGAAGGGAAGGAAACGCUUCAGAGCUUUGUAACUGACAUCACGGCAAGGACAGCUGGGAAAGCUGUGUCACUGGUGGUUGUGGAUCAGGAGAACUGUUUCAGUGCUCCGAAUCCUCCGAGGAGAAGGAAACAGGGAGUGGCCACCAGAGAACAGGCCAAGGAGAAGAGGAAGGAAAGACAACUAGAGGCCAACACAGCGGCCGGGGUGACCAGGGUAGACAUAGAAGAGGCACUGGUGGAUCUGCAGCUACACACAGAAGCCCAGGCUCGAAUUGUGCAGAGCUGGAAAGAGCUGGCCGACUUUGCAUGCACGUUCACAAAGGCUGUGGCUGAAGCACCCUUCAAAAAGCUCCGAGAUCAAACUAGUUUCUCCUUCUGCCUGGAGAGUGACUGGGCUGGAGGGGCAAAGGUGGACCGCUGUGGCAGGGGGCUCGCGCUGGUCUGGAAGAGACAGAUUCAGCAGCUGAACCGAGUCAGCCUGGAAAUGGCCAGUGCUGUUGUGGACGCCUAUCCCUCCCCGCAGCUCCUGAUCCAGGCUUAUAAGCGGUGUAUUUCUGAGCAAGAACGCCAGAAUUUGCUCGCAGACAUACAGGUGCGCCGUGGAGAAGGUGUGACAGCCACCUCCCGCCGUAUUGGGCCAGAGCUGUCCAGGCGCAUCUACCUUCAGAUGACAGCUUUGCAGCCAGAUCUCUCUUUAGACACUGCAGACUGAUGCCAGCCCUCAGGGACAAGGAUGAAAAGCUGGAGAUUUCCACCUCCCCCACCUGGAAGCAUGACUGCAACGCAGGGAUUGAAAACGUCACCCGCAGCACAGGCCUGGGUCCUGCCUACAGCAGGCUUUCGUGGGCGUCACUAUUUGCAGUUAUCUCCGUACCUGUCGACGUAGGGGUGAAGGCUGAGGUGCUUGCAUUUGUGCUCACGGGCAUUUAACAUUCCUCUCCUAGCUGCCAUGCAGAACCCCCUACCCCAGCCAGCCCUCAGAACACAAAGGAACAAAGACAGACCACUCAGACACGUAUUUAAUAACAGGAGAAAUCCAAAAGAACCUCAGCAUCAAAUCUCGAGGUCAUGAGUGAACUGCCCUUGGUGAGCUGCUCGACAGGACUGAGUGGGCCCCAGCCUUCCCCCACCCACUGAAGCUGCCUCCCCCAGCCAGGGAACGGGGUCUGGUCACUGUGCUGACUGCUGUAUGCUCUUAAUCUCAUUUUAUGUACUAUGUGUUUAGUUUCAGUGAAGCAUAUACGCCAACGGCUCUGGAGCUUGGAGGAAGACUAAAGGAAUGUGUAGUGA